CUAAUAACCAACAAUAUCAUAUUUAAUAUAGGGUGACUGUACAGGACAGACUAGCUGAGGUAAACAGUGAAUAAGAGAGGAAGCGCGUGUUUGUGCCGGUGUGUGUGUGUGUGUGUUUUGAAGUUGGAGCUUUGUAGAGAGCUGAGCCCUCCCCGCAGCGCCACACUCUUUGCUGGGUGUGUGUGUGUGUGUGUGAGUGUGUGUGAGAGAGGGAGAGAGAGAGAGAGAGAGCCGGAGUGAACAUGGCGGAGCGGAGCGGGAUGCGUUCAAGCGCCGAAGGAAAGUUGCAGUUUUCCCCCGAGCCCGCGUCGCUGUAUCUGCUGUGAUCGCGGAUGUUGACGCGGUGAAGCCUCGUCAGCACUUCCCAUAAGAGCAAAGAUUUCUACAGAGAUGAAGGCAAAUGAAGGCAACUGUACCUAACUAUUGCUGCAUAUGGUUUCUGGAAGGCGCUGUGCAUCCUUAGCUUCUUCAAUGUAUCUAUUGUUCAAACAGACGAAUGACCCACCAAAGGAACAUAGAUGAAAAAGAAACAUACAUCCCAUGGACUGAUCUGUCGACAUCUGGAGCCUGGGGCAUUUUCAUAAACCUGCUUUCUGUAUCCAGAGAAAAAGAAAGGAGGAGCGGCGAGCCUGUCGCUAGCAAUGGGUGCCAUGGUCACCUAGAUGCAAUGGCUGUGUCUUAGGCCAACUCUGGUUGUUCCUCUUCCUCAAGAUCUUUGGGUGCUUUCCCUGCAAUCCUGGCCCUGCUAGCCAUGGCUGGUGUGAGGAAGUUGACUCGUGCUGUGCGCCAGCAGGGCCUCCACCGCCUGGUUCUGGCUCUUAUCCUCUUCUGCCUGCUUUCCAUGGCCUACCUGGCCUACCAUGUCAGUGGUGGCCCUAAGAUCAAGGAAGCUCCUCCUUUGCCACUGGGGGAAUGUGUGACUGCGGCUCCCAUCGCUGCUAGCCAGCGGGUUCCUCUGUUCCCGCCCUCUGAGCUGAGUCAUCGGUGGCAGGCAUCAAGGAAGCUAGACACUACACGCAUUGAGCCUGUGGUGCUGCUGUUCAUAGAGAGCAUUUACUCCCAGCUGGGCCAGGAGAUUGUGGCCAUCUUGGAGUCUAGCCGCUUUAGGUACCACACUGAAAUAGCUCCGGGUAAAGGUGAUAUGCCUGCGUUAGCCUGGCGGGGCAAAGGCCGCUACGCUUUAAUCAUCUAUGAAAAUCUGCUCAAGUAUGUCAACCUGGACUCCUGGAACCGGCAGCUGUUGGAUAAGUACUGCCAAGACUAUGGCGUGGGUAUCAUUGGUUUCUACCGUGCCAAUGAAAACUCUCCAUCCAGCGCCCAGCUUAGAGGAUUCCCACUUUUCCUUCGCUCCAACCUUCCGCUGUGGGACUAUCGGAUCAACCCGGCUGCUCCACUACUCUACAUCACCCGGCCCAGUGAACUAGAACCCGGCCCACUCCCUGCUGACAACUGGACCACCUUCUUGUCGAACCACAGCACCUACGAGCCUGUACUGCUGGCCAGCCCCAGGCCUGCUGAGCUGUCAACACAUUCCAUUCUGCAGAGGGUGCUGUUAGCUACUGUGAUACAAGACCUGGGUCUUCACGACGGGAUCCAGCGUGUGCUCUUCGGUGCAAGUCUGUCCUUCUGGCUGCACAAACUGCUGUUCGUGGACGCAGUUGGCUAUUUGACAGGCAGGAGGCUCAGCCUAUCACUGGACAGAUUCCUACUUGUAGAUGUGGAUGAUAUCUUUGUUGGGAAGGAAGGGACACGCAUGAAGGUGGCUGAUGUGGAGGCUCUGCUUCAUACCCAGACCAAACUCCGUGCUCUAGUCCCCAAUUUCACAUUCAACCUGGGCUUCUCCGGAAAGUUCUUCCAUACGGGUACAGAUGAGGAGGAUGAAGGCGACAACACCUUGCUCAGACACAGGCAGGACUUCUGGUGGUUUCCUCACAUGUGGAGCCACAUGCAGCCACACCUCUUUCAUAACGUCAGUGUGCUUGCAGAUCAGAUGAGACUCAACAAGCAGUUCGCUCAGGAACAUGGCAUCCCCACUGACAUGGGUUAUGCUGUGGCCCCUCACCACUCGGGUGUUUACCCAGUACACAGCCAGCUGUACCAGGCCUGGAAGAGUGUGUGGAGCAUUUCAGUGACCAGUACAGAGGAGUAUCCUCACCUCAGACCUGCCCGCUUCCGCAGGGGCUUCAUUCACAGCGGCAUAAAGGUUCUCCCACGGCAGACAUGUGGGCUCUUCACACACACUAUCUUCUAUAAAGAUUACCCAGGAGGCCCUCAGGAACUGGACAAAAGCAUCCGGGGUGGAGAGCUGUUCCUUACUGUGCUUCUCAAUCCGGUCAGUAUUUUCAUGACCCACCUGUCUAAUUAUGGUAACGAUCGCCUGGGUCUGUACACUUUUGAGUCCCUGGUGAAGUUUGUGCAGUGCUGGACUCGUCUGCGCUUACAGACCCUGCCACCGGUGCGCCUGGCUGAGAAAUACUUCCACAUCUUCCCUGAUGAGAGAGACCCCCUGUGGCAGAAUCCUUGUCAUGAUAAGAGGCAUAAAGACAUCUGGUCGAAAGAAAAGACAUGUGAUAGGCUGCCCAAGUUUCUGGUUAUUGGGCCUCAGAAAACAGGGUCAACUGCUCUACAUGCGUUCCUUUCCCUCCAUCCUGCCAUCACUGCCAGUUCAUUCAGCCCUGUCACCUUUGAGGAGGUGCAGUUCUUUAGUGGUCCACACUACCUGCGUGGAAUUGAUUGGUACAUGGACUUUUUCCCAGUGCCCUCUAAUGUGAGCACAGACUUUCUAUUUGAGAAGAGUGCUAAUUACUUUGACACCGAGGCUGUCCCAAAGAGAGCCGCAGCACUGCUGCCCAGAGCCAAAAUCAUAACCAUCCUCAUCAACCCAGCUGACAGAGCGUACUCCUGGUACCAGCAUCAGAGGGCUCACCAGGAUCCCGUGGCUCUGAACUACACAUUCCAGCAGGUGAUCUCUGCAGGUUCUUCCUCUCCUGCAGCUCUGCUCACUCUGCACCGCCGCUGCCUGCAGCCGGGAUACUACAGCAGCCAUUUAGAGCGCUGGCUCCAUUACUACCAGCCCAGUCAGCUUUUGAUUGUUGAUGGACUCAUGUUGCGGUCCAAGCCAGUGCAGGUGAUGGACAGCGUGCAGAAGUUUCUGGGUGUUACACCCUUCUUCAACUAUACUCAGGCACUCACGUUUGAUGAGAGUAAAGGCUUCUGGUGUCAGAGACUGGAUGCAGGCCGAACGCGUUGCCUGGGCAAGAGCAAAGGCAGGAAAUACCCCGACAUGAGCCCAGAGUCGCGGGCCUUUCUGUCGGAGCAUUACAGAGAGCAGAAUGUGGAGCUGUUGAGGCUGUUGAAGCGCUUGGGACAGCCUCUGCCCAGCUGGCUCCGAGAUGAUCUCCACAACGCCAGCUGGAGCUGACACCAAGAAGCACGAUGAGGAUUAGAAGCCCAUAUCGAACCCUGCUCCACCCCGGAGCACACAGGGCCGCGCCACUGCAGGACAGAGGACAUUUGAUUCUCCCCGCGUCCCAACACACACACUGCAGGUCCAACCAGGACAAGUGGACGCCUGCCAUGUGUCUGAGAGCUCGGCUUUAAAGGGAGCUGAGAAACAGAGUUUGUACAUUUUGAGGAGGACAGUACACCUAUUUAAUUGCCAAGAUAAGGACAUAAGAGCUAGUUAGUUGCAUUUUGGAUAACUGACAGAGGAGCUCAUUAUUUGCAUUGUGGGAAAUUGUGUUUCACAAUGUAUCCUUUAGCUAAUGAGUUAAAUGCACAGGGUCUCAGAAAGGUUAGAAACACUUAGGUAAGUGGAUGUGAAGGGCUGGUCACAGUGAACUUUUUAAAUUCUGCCAAGCAGAGAAGUAUUUGAGUAUGUGUCACCUAAGAUUUCAGACGUUUGCUGAUGUUUAAAAUUAUCUCGAUUUGUAAAUGUCAGAAUUAGAUUCUGGCUGUUUCACAACCAGCUUCAUACCACUGAACUAAAACAUUCCAGGGCCAGAGCAUAUGGCCAUUGCACUUUCAACAUGUUUUUAUAUUGGAUUUUCAAAAGAAAUGAAGAGCGGAAUGUUUGUCUGUUGAGUUUUGGGAUCAAUGAUUGGCUAGCAUGCUUCCCAGACUGAUAGGUCACAGGCAGCUGCACUACCAACUUAAUCAGCACAUGAACGUGUAUGAAGAACAUGGAACCCGUGCUGAUGACCAGAUAUGGUUUUGUUCCAGUGUUUAAUGUAAUGAGGUCAGCAGUGUUUCCGACAUGACUUGCCAUCUCUAACUGUGCCAAACUAAACUGCUGGGCUCAAAUGAGGUAACUUUGCCAAAAACCAGAUGUGUUGUGUCUGAGAGACUUGCCAAUGAGGGAGUAAGGUUGUGUGUAUGUGUGUAUGAUUGUGUUUGUGCAUAUAAGUGAAAAAGUUAGUUCCAGUGGCUGUACUGUACAUCAACACUAGUAUAUUCUGUUGUCUUCUUUGGUCAACUUGAAAUCAGGUAAAAACGCACAUCUGCAAAUAAAUGCACACGAUAAAGGCA
This is a messenger RNA of Pangasianodon hypophthalmus (striped catfish), 4527 nucleotides long. It is a transcript of the gene ndst2b, whose product is annotated as N-deacetylase/N-sulfotransferase (heparan glucosaminyl) 2b. Bases 752 to 3421 code for a protein of 889 amino acids. The record is from RefSeq and is a predicted model, not a curated record. The transcript is spliced from 16 exons. Gene Ontology annotation, cellular component: Golgi apparatus. Lineage: Eukaryota; Metazoa; Chordata; Actinopteri; Siluriformes; Pangasiidae. Gene Ontology annotation, molecular function: deacetylase activity; heparan sulfate N-sulfotransferase activity.